Molecule: messenger RNA, 1711 nt
Organism: Ziziphus jujuba (common jujube)
Lineage: Eukaryota; Viridiplantae; Streptophyta; Magnoliopsida; Rosales; Rhamnaceae
Product: protection of telomeres protein 1a
Exons: 10
Coding region: 163-1560 (465 amino acids)
Biological process (GO): regulation of telomere maintenance via telomerase; telomere capping
Cellular component (GO): chromosome, telomeric region; nuclear telomere cap complex
Molecular function (GO): telomerase inhibitor activity; G-rich strand telomeric DNA binding
Source: RefSeq, a predicted model, not a curated record
UUGAGAUGACGGCGUUUGUACUUACUGGAUGGGUGGCAGGCGUUGUAAUUCGACAGAAAUGAGAGUGGUAAAAGGGAAGUGCAGAAGUUCUAAAAGCCAGUCUUCCCUCCAUUUCCGAAAACCAAAAAAGCGUGAAUGUGGUUUUCUGCAAAACCCUAGAAGAUGAGGGGAAGAGAUGACUAUAAAUUCCUAGAGAUCAGAGACGCCAUAGCCUCCAUCAAUCAGAAAGUUAGCCUAAUCGGCGUUAUCGCCGAGUUCGAUUUCCCUAAGAAAACCAAGGGCACUGAUUUCCUUUGUACAGUCAAGAUAGUGGAUGAAUCCCAUCAGGACCCAGGACUUCAAGUUCGUGUUUUUGAGGAAAAUGAGGAAAAGCUUCCCCAUAUAGCUUCAACUGGAGAUAUAAUUCAAUUUAACCAUGUUGUGAUGAAAACUCAUCAUGGAGAUUUAUUUGCUGUUUUCAACAAGAAGAUCUCUUCUUUUGCCUUAUAUGAUGGGAAGGAUAGCGAUAACUUCCUUCCUUAUCAAGUUUCUCCUAAAUUUCAAAGAAGAGAUCUGGACGCGAAGUUCAUAACAGGCCUGAGAAAAUGGGUGGUAAAUUUCCAGAUUGAUGGAGGUUCUGAUGACUUCUCGUUGCUGAGAGAAAUCAAGGAAGGGGAACGUGUUAAUGUGGUUUGUAAGAUAGUUCAUGUAUGUGAGGUAGAUAAAGAUAAAUGGAUGGCCUUUGUUUGGGAUGGAACUGAUACUCGACCAGCUUGUAUUCCUACAAGGCUAGAAGAUGAAAAGGAUCACCCACUUCCUUUACAUUUGGAACCCUUGCCUUUGCCUAGAGAUGUAUUAUGUACUUUACCCCAGCUUGGAACUGUGUUAAGGGUGAUUUUUUCCCAAGGCAUUGAGAAGCAUUGCCUUCACUUGCUAAAAACUGGUUACUGGGUGAAAUUUGUCAAUGUACUCUUUGAGGUUGAAGGAGGAUUGUGGCGUGGUGUAUUGACACCUUUCACAAAGCUUCGAUAUACUCCAAAUGAGGAUAGUCUUGUACUAGAGCGCCAAAGGAUAUAUGAUUUGCGGUUAUCUUCAAGAUCACUGCUGGCUCGACUUCCAUUCUUUAGCUUUCCUUGUACAUCACGAAUUACAGAAGUUGGCCAUAAAGAUGUGCCAUGUGUUACAUUGAUGGAUGUUCUCACUUAUUCAGAGGUGACAGCUAAAUUCAUGUGUGUGGUACGAGUUGUAGCUGUAUUGCCAUGGCAGCCUGAAGAUUUCUAUUUUUGUGGAACUUACAGAAUUAGGCUCACUCUGGAGGAUCCAACAGCCAGAAUAUAUGCUUAUUUGUAUGCAGAAGAUGGGGAGAAGUUUUUUGGUGGUUAUCCUACUGCUGAUGUGUUGACAAGGAAGCGGAAUGUAUUGCUUGGAAUGACGGCUGCAGAUGAUAAUGGCAAGGAAACAGAGGGUGCUGCUAGAAAUCCACCAUGGAUACACUGUUGCCUCAAAUCUUAUUACCUGACAAAAAGUGAUCCUUGGGGAAGUAGACACUAUCGAAUAUUUGGCACCAAAUUGGUGGUUUGAGUUGGAUGAUUAUUGUUUUCAAUAUGUAUAUAUAUAGAGAUCUAGAUGCUGUCUGGAUGUCCAUGGUGCAUAGAACUUAAAUCGUAUGAUAUCCUAAACAUAGUUUAAAAAUGGUAUUUAUGCAUGCGGGUGGCAAAUGUCUUGUUAUUUU